Molecule: messenger RNA, 327 nt
Organism: Phytophthora nicotianae INRA-310
Lineage: Eukaryota; Oomycota; Peronosporomycetes; Peronosporales; Peronosporaceae
Exons: 1
Coding region: 1-327 (108 amino acids)
Source: RefSeq, a predicted model, not a curated record
AUGGACCCGACGACGGGUGCUUUUGUUGUGGUCCAUGCUGUGACUGUGAUGGACCGGGCUGCGACUGUUGUGGAGAUUUGGACUGCUGUCUAUGCGGAGCCCUGGCUGCAUGUUGCUGUUGUGGUGGAGGCGGUCGUGACCGAGGCCCUCCGCCGCCGCCGCCCGAGCGCGUUGUAUACGUGGAACCGGUCGUCGUCCAGGGAGGCCCCCCACCGUACCGCGGGUACUACUAAGCAUCAAGACAAUCGACCGAAUGAACCGGAAGGAAACGAGUUAGCAACCUCAGCUCUUAGAGGUGAAGUGGCAGUACCAUACCAGGUUACUUGA